This is a messenger RNA of Durio zibethinus, 3329 nucleotides long. The record is from RefSeq and is a predicted model, not a curated record. Lineage: Eukaryota; Viridiplantae; Streptophyta; Magnoliopsida; Malvales; Malvaceae.
CCAAUACAUCUGCAAUAUUGCACUUAGUUCUUCUUCAUAAACAAAACACUUUGAAAAUUCAAACUAAUUUCAAUACCAGUGAUUCAUUCGGCUUGAUGGAUCUACCAGGCAAGCCUUCGGAAAUGCAUAGCUAUCUUUUUCCAUUUUACCUUGCCUUUAUUCUACUCUCGUGCGUUAACAUGCAAGGUCUUUACUUGCAUGGUUUAGCAACCUCAUUGGUUAGCGGAAAUGACACAGAUCAACAAGCUUUACUGGAGUUCAAGGCCAAGAUAACUGGUGAUCAGCUCGAUUUUAUGCAUUUGUGGAACAACACCAUUCAUUUUUGCCGAUGGUAUGGUGUUACAUGCAGUCGCCGACAUCACAGAGUGACCAAGUUGGACUUAUCAUCACUAAAGCUCAUGGGAUCUGUAUCACCUUAUAUUGGAAAUCUCAGCUUUCUAAGGGUUUUAAAUCUUCAAAACAACAGUUUCAGUUACGCAAUUCCUCAAGAAAUUGGUCGUUUACACAGAUUGCAGGAGUUAAGACUGCACAACAACUCCUUUGGUGGUAAACUUCCUCCAAAUAUAUCCGGUUGUUCUAAGCUUGAAAUCUUUGCUGUUGGAAACAACCUGCUAGUAGGAGAAAUUCCAGGGGUGCUUGGCAGCUUGUCAAACCUAAAAAGAUUACUUUUAAAUGGCAACAAGUUUACAGGGAGUAUCCCACCUUCCUUAGGGAACUUAUCAUCUCUGGAUUGGAUUACUCUGGCUAAAAAUAGACUGAGUGGGCGUAUUCCUGAAGCUCUUUACCAACUGACAAAUCUUAUGGUUCUCUCUUUGGUAGAGAAUGGAAUUUCUGGUACCAUUCCUGCCUCAAUUUUCAAUCUGUCGAAUAUCAAACUUCUUGAUUUUGGGCACAACCAGUUUCAAGGUAGUCUUCCAUCGGACUUGGGAAUCACUAUGCCAUAUAUUGAAGUCUUUUCAGUAAGUCAUAACCAACUUAUUGGAUCAAUCCCCGUUUCAAUAUCUAAUGCCUCAAAUUUCUUUGCACUUCAUACUCAGAAAAAUAACCUUAGUGGCAACUUGAUUUCAUUUAAAAACCUGCAUAAACUAGCACGACUUACCAUCAAUGGCAACCAUUUUGGCAGUGGGGGAGCAACUGACCUGAGCUUUCUUUGCUCUUUGAUCAAUGCUACCGCAUUAAAUACUCUGAAUAUAGGCGAAAAUAACUUUGGAGGGCUAUUGCCCGAGUGCAUAAGCAAUUUCUCCAGUGUUUCCUUUUUCAUUAUAGAAGAGAACAAAAUAUUUGGAAGAAUUCCAGCUGGGAUUGAAAAUCUCAUCAACUUGGAGAUGCUGGUGGCAUCCAACAAUCGAUUAUCAGGUUCUAUUCCCUUUGGUAUUGGCAGGCUUCAAAAGCUGAAGGUAUUUUAUGCAUCCUAUAAUUCUCUCUCUGGGGCUAUUCCCACUUCUUUUGGAAAUUUGACGAUGUUGAUUAGCCUCAGUUUGCGUCAAAACAAUCUUCAGGGCAACAUUCCCUCAGAUCUAUCUAGGUGCGAGAAUUUGAUUGAGUUGAGUGUUUCUCAUAAUAACCUGACUGGUUCAAUACCCACUGGAGUGAUCGGUCUCUCAUCAUUGUCCAUUACUCUAGACUUAUCUUCAAACAGUUUAACUGGUAUGCUUCCAGUUGAAGUGGAAAAUUUGAAAAAUCUAGGUGAAUUGGAUGUUUCUUUCAACAGGUUAUCAGGUGUGCUUCCGAAUAAUCUUGGUAGCUGUGUAAGACUGGAGAUACUAUACUUGAGGGGGAAUUUCUUCCAAGGGCUAAUUCCUUCUUCUUUGAGUUCAUUGAGAGGACUUAUAGAAUUAGACUUAUCUGACAACAAUUUCUCUGAUGGUGCUGUACCAACUGGAGGAGUCUUUAAGAAUGCGAGUGCUAUAUUUGUUGAGAGAAACAGUAAGCUUUGUGGAGGUAUCCGUGAGCUUCACUUGCCUGGAUGUUACUUGAAAAAGUCCACCAGGAGAUCAAACAAUUCUCUCAAACAAAAAGUUGCAAUUGCUUCAACAAUUUUAGGAGUGACUUUGGUAUUCUCCUUUCUCCUCUUUUUGUGCUUUAGAAAGAAAAAAAAGCAGCCUGCUGCACCAUCCUGUGAAGAGAAGUCACUUUUAAAGUUAUCAUAUGGAAGCAUCCUAAGGGCUACAAAUGGGUUCUCAUCUGCAAAUUUGGUCGGUGUAGGGAGCUUUGGUUCCGUGUACAAAGGAAUUCUUGAAGAGAAUGGAUUAGUCAUUGCCAUUAAGGUGCUUAAUCUUUUACGGCCAGGAGCUUCAAAGAGUUUCAUGGCUGAAUGUGAGGCCUUGAAGAACAUUAGACAUCGAAAUCUUGUCAGGAUAUUAACAGCAUGUUCCAGUGUUGAUUAUAAAGGUACUGAUUUUAAAGCUCUUGUUUAUGAGUUUAUGGUUAAUGGGAGCUUGGAGGAUUGGUUGCAUCCAUCUGUUGGCAUGAAUGAGACAGAGAAAAACUUGAAUCUUUUCCAAAGAGUAAAUAUAGCUGCAGAUGUUGCUAGUGCACUUGACUAUCUCCAUCAUUAUUGUGAGACAUCAAUCAUUCAUUGCGACCUUAAGCCAAGCAACAUUCUACUCAACGAUGAAAUGGUUGGCCAUGUAGGAGAUUUUGGCUUAGCAAAAUUCCUUUCAACAGAAACGCCAAACUAUUCGACUAACCAGUCAAGCUCUCUUGGAUUAAAAGGAACCAUUGGUUAUGCUCCACCAGAAUAUGGCUUGGGAAGUGGGGUGUCAACAAAAGGGGAUGUGUAUAGCUAUGGCAUCCUCUUGCUAGAAUUGUUUACAGGGAGGAGACCUACUGAUGAACUGUUUAAAGAGGGUUUAAGCCUCCACGACUUUGUUAAGUUAGCUUUGCCAGAACAAGUGGAUGGGAUUAUAGAUCCCAUUCUCCUUCAAGAGAGAGGCGGAGGAGGAGCAGUCACAAAUAAUAGUUGCACUGGAACCAGCCUGGGAUAUGACAGGCCUUUCCAAUACUUGAAUUCAAUUCUUGAAAUAGGAGUCACUUGUUCUGCUGAAUCUCCGAGAGAACGAAUGGACAUGAUUGAUGUUGCUGCCAAGCUUUGUUCUAUUAGAGACAAGCUUUAUCCAACUCGAGUGCCUAAUUUGCCAUACUGGACUUGUGAGCAUAAGGUCAUGCAAGGUACUACGUACCUGAGGUCCAAGGAAGACCAGGGUGCGAUUCAGGUUGAUAGGCUGGAAGAAAAGGUCGAAGAUCCUACUGGCAGUGAUGACCGUAUCUUUGGCUCUCCCAAAGAUGAUGAUAACAAACAAGACUUGGGUGUCACUGGGACAGCCUAG